GUCUAGAACAAUUACCGAUACAUAUGGAUAGAUAGUCACCAAUAGUCACAAUAGUCACGAAGGUCGCGAAGGAAUAACAUUGUGAUUCAUAUACAAGUGUACAACGGAUCUACUAUACAAUUGCUACAGUACAGAUAAUAUUAGGAUACAAACGUAAUUUACGCUGGAUAAUGGAAGAAAAUGCAAAUGAAUUUACACCAAGAGCCUAUCAAAUUGAUUUAUAUGAAACUGCACACAAACAAAAUACAAUUAUUUAUUUACCAACUGGUAGUGGAAAAACUUUUAUAGCUGUUAUGCUUAUUAAAGCAUUAAGUGCUGAUAUACGAAAACCUUAUAACGAAGGUGGGAAACAUACUGUAUUCCUAGUUAAUACAGUCCCUUUAGUUACACAGCAAAGUGAAUAUAUUGCAAGAACAACUGGAUUGGCAUGUGGAGGAUACUGUGGUGAUAUGGGGGUUGAUUGUUGGAAAGAUGCUGAAUGGGCAAAGGAAUUACAAAAAUAUCAGGUUUUAGUAAUGACAUCUCAAAUUUUGUUAGAUGCAAUUUGUCAUGGGUAUAUACUUUUAAGUAGAAUAAAUUUACUGAUAUUGGAUGAAUGUCAUAGGGCUGUGUCAGAUCACCCAAUGAGACAAAUUAUGCAACGCUUUCAGUUUUGUCCUAAAGAAGAACAACCAAAAGUUUUAGGUUUAACAGCUACAUUAUUAAACUGUAAUACAAACAUGCCUAAAGUAGACUCAACUGUUCAGGCUUUGGAAACCACACUUCAUGCAAAAAUAGCCACAGUGAAUUCUGCAUCAGAAGUUCAAAAUUAUUAUGGGAUCCCAAAAGAAACAAUUGCUAAAUUUGAUGCUUAUAUUAUACCUGAUGUUGGAAUAGUUAUUAAUAAUUUAAUGGAUAAAAUAAUAGAAUUUUUGAACAAUAUAGAGUUACUGAUUUCCUUCAGGAACAUUGAAACGAGUGAAGAAUUCAAACCGAAAUCUGUAAAUAAAAAACUGAAGUCUGUACUACUAGAUAUUAGGGAACAGUUUGCACAUGCUGGAAUAUAUGGAGCAAGUAAAUCUAUUUUACUUCACAUGAUCCAAAUAGAAUGUAUAAAAAAAAAUACUCAAGAUGUGGAAACUGCGUACGUUUUGGAAUACUUUAUUUCAGAAUUCACAAGAUUUCGGAAAUUAUUAGAAGAUGAAAUGAAAGAUAAUGCAGAAGCAAACAAAAUUCACAGCUAUUCAUCCGAUCAAGUACGAAAACUUUUUGCUAUAUUAAAAGAAUUCCACAGAAACAGGUUUGAUAAUCAGAAAUUCUGUUGUAUUAUCUUUGUGCAGCGACGUUUCACAGCAAGUGUAUUGUAUCACGUAUUGAAGAAUUUAUCUAGAUAUGAUGAAGAAUUUAAAUUCUUAAAACCUGAUUACUUAAUUGGUUUUUCAAAUGAUCCUUACAAAACUAGCAAAGAAUCAGUAUGUUUAUCUAAAUGGAAUAUGGAAGUUUUACACAAAUUCAAAAAUGGCUCCACGAACUGUGUUCUUGCUACAGACGUUGUUGAUGAAGGUAUAGACAUACCAACUUGCACGUUGAUUGUAAGGUAUAAUUUGCCAAUGGAUAUUAGAUCGUAUAUACAAAGUAAAGGAAGAGCACGGUAUAUGACUAGCCAGUACACCUUAUUGUUGUCUAAAUCUGACAGUAACUAUAUAUCACGACUUGAAAGUUUUAAAAGAACAGAAUCAUAUUUACAAAAGCUAUUAAUUGGUCAAACGCAAUAUCGUGAAGAUAUAUCCGAAAAAAAAAUUAAAUCUGAAUUGUAUUCAUAUGAAAUAGAACCGUACACUGUUGUACAGCCUAAUGGAACAGUGUGUAUCAUAACAGAACAGUCAGCAAUAUCUAUUAUAAAUAUAUAUUGUGCAAAAUUAAUGAAUUUGAAGUAUGUAUGCUUAGCACCAACUUGGAAAUUAUAUAAAAUAAAGCAACAUAACCACGGAAAUGAAGAUGAAUUAUACAAGGUGUCGCUUAAAUUGCCAAUUGUGUCUCCUGUAAAAACUAUAGUAGAAGGAGAUCCUAUGGUAUCCAUUAAAUGCGCAAAGAGGUCUGCUGCAUUGAAAAUGUGUAUAGAACUGCAUAAACAUGGUGAACUAUCUGAUAAGUUAAUCCCCAAGACGGUGGAUUCUAGGAUACAGAAUUUAAAUUAUUUAUUCCCAAAUUGGGAAGAAGAGGAUAAGUCCGAAACAAAAAUAUAUGGGACAUACAAAAAGAAACGACAUCAUAAACUACAGUUUCCAUCAGCUCUGUACAGUGCAUAUCCCUUGCCAAACGAGGAAGUGUAUCUUCAUCUACUUCAGGCGACACCUACGUAUUCAUUAGCACAUGACGAUAAUCGUUCUUUGGUGUUUUAUAAUUUACUAUCUAAUGGCGCGGGUUUUGGGAUACUUUCUUCGAAGAGAAUGCCGCAGGUACCGUCUUUCCCAAUUUUUAUGAAUGUCGGUGAAUUACAAGUUGACGUUAAAAUUAAUGAUACACCAUUGUGUUUGUCUGCAACAGAAAUGAAAUGUAUAAAAGCCUUUCACGAUUUAAUAUUCAGUAAAGUUGUACGAAUUAUAAAAUCAUUUAUGGUAUUCGAUAAUUACAAUCGUGAUAAUUGUUUUCUAAUUGUCCCAGUUAAUGAAAAUAACGAAAUAAAUUGGAAGGUGAUACAUGAAUAUCAGCAAAUACAGUACAUACCACCACCAAAUCCUUUUUAUUUUGAGUAUGAUGAUUACGAGCUGGCAUUAGUUGAGCCAAACUAUAGAGCGGCUACAAAUGUAUAUGUAGUCACACAGGUUUGCGAGGACCUUACACCAAGUUCAUGCUUCCCAACUGAGAAUUUCUACUCGUAUGUUCAUUACUAUAAACAAAAACAUGGCCUAACAAUAAAAAAUUCAAAUCAACCAAUGUUAGAAGUAAAAACGAUAUCAAAGAAAAUUAAUUACAUAAAACCUAGACGUAUGCAAUCCGAAUCAAAGAAGCGCAAAUGUAUAGACACGGAUAAUGAUUUGAAGGAGCAUCUAGUUCCAGAAUUAUGUACUAUAAUUAAAUUUCCAGCUUUAUAUUGGCUGAAAGCGACAAUGUUGCCUUCCAUAUUACACAGAGUUUCGCAACUUUUAAUUGCGGAAGACUUAAGGUGUACUAUAGCUAAGGAAGCCAAUUUAGGAUUAGUAUGCAGUGAUAAUCGUUGGCCUUCGUUAGUAAUUAAAGAUGAAGAAAGAGAAGAAUCGCUUGAUUCUAUAAUGGAAGUUUCUCUUGAUGAAUGUGUUGAAAAUCCGCAACCAGAACCGGUAUUAAGCGGUCCAGAAAUAGACGUUUUGAAUACUGACGCGCUUUGUUAUCCAUGGGAAAAAGAUGAAGAACCGCAAAAUUUAUUCAAAACCAUUGAAGAUGUUCGAAUGAUUGAUAUUGAGCAUUAUUGUCAAUUUAUGACUAGCGGGUACAAUACAGACGCCAUCACAAUGACAAUUAAGCAAGUUAAAUUUAAGAAUAAGCCGUCGGUUCCAUUGCGUAGUUUGAAAAUAUUAUCGACGGAUAAUUCACGAAGUCCAGACCCUGUACAAAUUACGUAUGCGCUGACAAGUAAAUUAGGAAAUGAUGCGUUUGACUUGGAACGAUUGGAGACAUUGGGAGAUGCAUACUUGAAAUUUAUUGUAUCAUUAUUUUUGUAUACUAAUUUUCCAGACUAUAACGAAGGUCCACUGACAGCAUUGAAGGGAAAGAUAAUUGGAAAUCGUAACCUUUACUACUGUGGAACAAAGAAACUGAUCCCAGGACGUAUAAAAGUCGAUGACUUUAUACCCUUAAGCAAUUUCAUUGCUCCCACGUAUGCAAUAUUUAGACCGCUUCAGGAGCUGUUAUUAGCGGCGCAGGUAUCGCCAAAUGUUUUGUAUGAAAUACACAUACCAAAAAACGAACAAUUUAAUGGCUGUGUGACUGAAGUUACACAAGAUACAAUUAAAACUAAGAUUUUAAACUGGGAACAGGCUGAAUUACAAACUGGUCUUGAGCAUUUUCUUGGAAUACAAACUGUUUCUGAUAAAACAGUUGCCGACUGUGUAGAGGCACUGAUAGGGGUCUAUCUUACAAAUAUGGGUAUUAAACAUACUGUCACUUUGCUACAGUGGUUCGAAAUUUUGCCAAAACAAACUGAUGUUAAUCAGUUAUUAUUUAGUGUGUCUGAAAAUUCUAUUAUUGAUGCCGAAACUAUCAAUUAUUUCAUGCCGUGGGCUUCCGAUAUAGAAAAGAGACUAAGUUACAAGUUUCAAAAUCGAGGGUUUUUGUUACAGGCUUUCACACAUCCCUCGUUCAGUGCAAAUACUACAACUGAAUGUUAUCAAAGACUGGAAUUCCUUGGUGAUGCUAUUCUUGACUUUUUAAUUACGUGUUAUAUUUAUGAAAAUUGUGGAAAUUUAAAUCCUGGUGCUUUGACAGACUUAAGAUCUGCUCUCGUUAAUAAUAUUACAUUUGCAUGUUUGGCUGUGCGAUAUGGUUUACAUACUGCGCUUUUAGCUUAUGCGCCACAGUUGAAUGAUGCUAUAAAUCGUUUUGUUAAAUUCCAAGAGGAAAGGGACCAUGUUGUAAAUGAUGAGCUUUUAUGGAUUUUACUAGAAGAAAAUGAAUGUAAUAUGGCUGAAUAUGUAGACGUCCCUAAAGCUCUAGGAGAUAUAUUUGAGACUACGAUAGGUGCAAUAUAUUUAGAUUGUGGAAAAAGUCUUACCACAGUUUGGGAAAUAAUUUAUUCUCUCAUGUAUAAGGAAAUUGAUGGAUUUAGUAAAAAUAUUCCUAAACAACCGGUUCGUGUAAUACACGAAACUCAAGGAGCCCACCCACAAUUUUCGCAAGUAGUUCCUAUUGAAGGCUCGAAUUCUUGCAUGGUGUCAUUAAAAGUCGUUAUUGCUGGGAAGUUGAAACUCUUCCAUGGGUUUGGUGGAAAUAAAAAGCAAGCCAAAAGCGCUGCUGCGAAGCAAGCUUUAAAAUAUUUGUUGUACAAAACUUAAGGAAAAUGAAUU
Messenger RNA from Dufourea novaeangliae, 5021 nucleotides. RefSeq names its product endoribonuclease Dicer (gene Dcr-2). Gene Ontology annotation, cellular component: nucleus; cytoplasm; RISC complex. Gene Ontology annotation, molecular function: deoxyribonuclease I activity; DNA binding; RNA binding. The transcript is spliced from 26 exons. NCBI's taxonomy places the organism in Eukaryota, Metazoa, Arthropoda, Insecta, Hymenoptera, Halictidae. The coding region runs from base 171 to 5009 and encodes 1612 amino acids. Gene Ontology annotation, biological process: pre-miRNA processing; apoptotic DNA fragmentation; siRNA processing. The record is from RefSeq and is a predicted model, not a curated record.